AUGGAGAAGUUUACCAGCAGGAACUGGUAUGACAGAAUUGAUGAAACUGUUAUUCUUGGCGCUCUUCCAUUUAGAAGCAUGACUGACCAGUUGAUAAAUGAAGAAAAUGUAAGAGGAGUAGUGUCCAUGAAUGAAGAUUAUGAAUUGUAUAUGUUUUCAAAUACAAGUGAAGAAUGGAAAAAUAGAGAUGUAGAAUUUUUGCAGUUGAGUACUAGGGAUAUAUUUGAAGCCCCUUGCCAGAGUAAAAUUAUUCAGGGAGUAGAGUUCAUCAAGAAAUUUAAGGAUUUAAAUCAAAGUGUUUAUGUUCACUGCAAAGCAGGUAGGACUAGAAGUGCCACACUUGUAGGUUGUUACCUCAUGGUUAAAAAUGGUUGGGGACCGGAAGAAGCAGUUGAGUUCAUGAGGAAUAAAAGAGCGCAUAUUCUUCUUCAUUCUGUUCAGUGGGAAGCUUUAAAAACAUUUCAUGCUAAUAAUGCUACUAGAAACUUUAACAAUCUCAUUCAGCCUGAAAAUAAAAAUGACAAUGAAAAGUCAGACUGA
Nezara viridula (southern green stink bug) is the source of this 540-nucleotide messenger RNA. The record is from the annotation of a GenBank genome assembly. NCBI's taxonomy places the organism in Eukaryota, Metazoa, Arthropoda, Insecta, Hemiptera, Pentatomidae.